Messenger RNA from Salmo salar (Atlantic salmon), 3741 nucleotides. Lineage: Eukaryota; Metazoa; Chordata; Actinopteri; Salmoniformes; Salmonidae. The record is from RefSeq and is a predicted model, not a curated record.
GACUACUGUAAGUGUGACACCGAUCACGUUUGUUUUGGUCUAUUCUACUCGUGCCUACCGGCUCCACUGCUGAUGACAAAAUAACAUACAUCUUAUGAUCGAUAAUUAACCCGACUAGAUGUUUCCCCUGCUGAUUAUUGUUCACGUUAAACCGGUUUGUAUUCAUGAGCGGCAGUGAGGCCAAUAGGAACGGCACUGGUCAAAUCUACCGGGAGGAAACGUUCUGUCCGUCCGUCGGUGCAGAGUGAUGACAUCAUCAGAAGGUGGGGAUGCGGUGCUUCUGGUUGGAGAGGGGAACUUCUCGUUCUCUGCCGCUCUGAGCCGGAUCGUCGCCAUGGAGACCGAUGACCUAGCCGGUGGGAGGGGUUUGAGGAUCACAGCCACCUGUCUCCAGACCAAAGAGGAGGCACUACGACACCACGGCUCCGCCCACAACAUACACACAAUCACACACUCAGGUGGGGAGGUGCUGUUUGAGGUGGAUUGUACUCGUCUGUCAGAGUGUGUGUGUCUGCGUGGUCGACAGUUUGACCGCGUCAUCUUUAACUUCCCUCACUGCGGUCGGAAGAGUGGCGUGAGGAAGAACAGGCUGCUGCUCAAACACUUCUUCCUCAGCUGUGUGGGGGUGCUGAAGGAGGAAGGGGAGGUGCUUGUGUCUCUGUGCAACGGGCAGGGCGGGACUCCAGCUGACCGACCAAUGAGAGAGUGGCACAACAGCUGGCAGGUGGUCGCCAUGGCAGCAGAGGCAGGGCUCAUCCUGAACGAGGUCCGCCCCUUCGACGGCGAGAAACCUGACGGUUACCAAUCCACCGGGUACAGGAGCCAGGAUAAGUGUUUCCAUGCAGAGCAGGGCGUGACUCAUGUCUUCAGUCGUAGCGUGGCCUGCAGCGCCCCCCAGAGGAAGCACAUGGAGCAGCACGUUCUGGGAGGACAAACACUGGCCUACCACAUACCUGCUGAACUAUCACAUUACAUACACAGGGGUUUUCUCUCUAGUUCUAAUCAUCCCGUCAGGUUGGUUCAGGACUUCCUGGUUCAGGCCCUGGAGAGGGAGUGGCCUGUCUCCAUGGUUACGGAGCCCCUCCCCUUGCUCAUACACUCCUCCCCCCAGAGACUAAAUGCCUGUUGCCCUGAGAUACAAGACACACACACACAUUGCUACUGGCUACACCCACACACACACACACACCACCACACACACCCUCUGAUGAUCCCGUACUGCGUGCUGCGUCCUUCUCUACUGCCUCAGACGGCGAUCCUGAGACGGGAGAGAAAACGCAGAGAGAGAGAGGAGGUUCUGCAUGGCGUGAGCGGCCUAGUCUUUCAGAGAGUUCACAUCAGUCCCUGGUCCCCUCCUGCCUUCCACCAGCUCCUCCUCUGGGGAGCAUGGCCCAAAGCCUCUCAGUCAGUCCCUGACCUGGGACGGAGUCUGGAGCGUCUGCUGACCCGCUACGGGCUUUCCCUGGCUGAGGAGCAGGGGUCGCUGUGGCUGGCGGCCGAGCCAAUGGGACGGCUAGGCCGGCUGUGGGCUGAUGACCUCGCCGAUGGCGUCAGUGUGUGUCUGAACCUUGACCUCCUAGCGUCACUGGUCUACUCCCUACCUGACUGGCGCCUGCUCUGGUCACCUGACCCACGCUUCCUCAACCACUUCCUGCUCCGCCCGUUGCUGGAGCAACCGUUCCGUCCCUUCUCCCUGUUUCCACAGAGAUUUGUUUAUGACAUCAGCUUCUGGGCGGGGUCAGACUGGCAGGAGGCAGAGUUUCAUGCUGUCGUCAGAGAGGCCAGUAGAGAGACGGUAGAGAACGUUACGCUCGUAGACACAUACACACAGACCGACACACACCCUGACCUAACACACACCAGCUACUGUUACAGGCUCACCUAUCGCUCACACACACACGCCCUCUCACAUACACACGCACUCAAACUCCACACACACCUGCAACACCUGCUGUCCACACGCAUGCACCUCACCGUCAGGUAGCGUCCGUCAGGUAGCAUCCAUCAGGUAGCGUCCAUCAGGUAGCGUCCGUCAGGUAGCGUCCGUCAGGUAGCGUCCGUCAGGUAGCAUCCGUCAGGUAGCGUCCGUCAGGUAGCAUCAGGUAGCGUCCGUCAGGUAGCGUCCGUCAGGUAGCGUCCGUCAGGUAGCGUCCAUCAGGUAGCGUCCGUCAGGUAGCGUCAGGUAGCGUCCGUCAGGUAGCGUCCAUCAGGUAGCGUCCGUCAGGUAGAGUCCGUCAGGUAGAGUCCGUCAGGUAGCGUCCGUCAGGUAGCGUCCGUCAGGUAGCGUCCGUCAGGUAGAGUCCGUCAGGUAGCGUCCGUCAGGUAGCGUCCGUCAGGUAGCGUCCGUCAGGUAUCGGGUAGCGUCCAUCAGGUAUCAGGUAGCGUCCGUCAGGUAGCGUCCGUCAGGUAGCGUCCGUCAGGUAGCGUCCGUCAGGUAGCGUCCGUCAGGUAGAGUCCGUCAGGUAGAGUCCGUCAGGUAGCGUCCGUCAGGUAGCGUCCGUCAGGUAGCGUCCGUCAGGUAGCGUCCAUCAGGUAGCGUCCGUCAGGUAGCGUCCGUCAGGUAGCGUCCGUCAGGUAGCAUCCGUCAGGUAGCAUCCAUCAGGUAGCGUCCGUCUGUGUGUGAGAGGUGAGCGCAGUGUUGUAAUAUGCUGUAGCAACACUUUCCAGACAAUGAAGCUGGUGGUUGGUGUCAGGACGGUGUUGGUGUCAGGCUGGUUUUGGUGUUGGUGUCAGGACGGUGUUGGUGUCAGGGCGGUGUUGGUGUCAGGACGGUGUUGGUGUCAGGACGGUGUUGGUGUCAGGGCGGUGUUGGUGUCAGGACGGUGUUGGUGUCAGGACGGUGUUGGUGUCAGGACGGUGUUGGUGUCAGGGAGGUGUUGGUGUCAGGCCGGUGUUGGUGUCAGGACGGUGUUGGUGUGGUGUUGGUGUCCGGGCGGUGUUGGUGUGGUGUUGGUGUCCGGGCGGUGUUGGUGUGGUGUUGGUGUCCGGGCGGUGUCAGGACGGUGUCAGGGCGGUGUUGGUGUCCGGGCGGUGUCAGGGCGGUGUCGGUGUGGUGUUGGUGUCCGGGCGGUGUUGGUGUCAGGGAGGUGUCAGGGCGGUGUCGGUGUGGUGUUGGUGUCCGGGCGGUGUUGGUGUGGUGUUGGUGUCCGGGCGGUGUUGGUGUGGUGUUGGUGUCCGGGCGGUGUCAGGACGGUGUCAGGGGCGGUGUUGGUGUCCGGGCGGUGUCAGGGCGGUGUCGGUGUGGUGUUGGUGUCCGGGCGGUGUUGGUGUCAGGGAGGUGUCAGGGCGGUGUCGGUGUGGUGUUGGUGUCCGGGCGGUGUUGGUGUUGAUGUCAGGACGGUGUUGGUGUCAGUGUGGUGUUGGUGUCCGGGCGGUGUUGGUGGCAGGAUCCUUCCAUCUAAUCUGAUGGAGCCUUCAGAAAGUUUUCUCAGCUCUUGGCUUUUUCCAAAUGUUGUUGCGUUACAGCCUGUAAUUAUUGUGUCACUUGCCUCCACAUUUACCCCACAAUGUCAAAGUGAAAUGAUGUUUUUCCAAAUGUUGUUGCGUUACAGCCUGUAAUUAUUGUGUCACUUGCCUCCACAUUUACCCCACAAUGUCAAAGUGAAAUGAUGUUUUUCCAAAUGUUGUUGCGUUACAGCCUGUAAUUAUUGUGUCACUUGCCUCCACAUUUACCCCACAAUGUCAAAGUGAAAUGAUGUUUUUCCAAAUGUUUACAUAUGAAUAAAAAAUGUAAAGCUGAAA